GAAACGGCAUCGUUUUAUCAUUUCUACAUUUUUUUCUUCAAAAUAUAAAUCGUUUAAUUUUGUGAAAAAACCCUAAUCGACGAGACGACGGCUAGUAAGAUGAACGACGGCGGAGCUAAACCGGAGACACUGCUUAGGGUUGCAGAAAUCGGUGGAAGAGGAAGGAGUUUGGUGGCGGCACAGUCUCUUCGUGCUGGACAAGUUAUCCUAAGAGAGUCUCCUCUCCUCCUCUACUCUGCUUUCCCAUUUCUCUCCUCCUCUGUUUCUCCUUACUGCGACCAUUGUUUCCGGUUAUUAGCUUCAUCGGCGCAUCAGAAAUGUCAAUCUUGCUCUCUCGUCUCCUUUUGUAGCCCCAAUUGCUUCGCCUCUCACACUCCUUGGCUCUGUGAAUCUCUUCGCCGGCUUCACCAAUCCUCCUCUACAUUCUCCGAUCAACCUUCUGAUCGCCAAGUCCAAGCUCGUUUCCUCCUCUCUGCUUACAACCUCGCCGCUGCUUCUCCUUCUGAUUUCCAGAUUUUGCUCUCUCUCCAAGGUAGUGGCAGCAGCAAUGGAGAUCCUUCUUGUUCUUCUGCGACUGAUUCUACAGCUGCUGGGUUUCUUCAUUCUCUUUUAUCAGCCGUGUGUCCACCUCUUCCGGUUCCAAUCUCGCCGGAGCUCACGGCGGCUUUACUGUCAAAGGAUAAAGUUAAUGCCUUUGGUUUGAUGGAACCGUUCUCUGUUUCGAAAGAGAAAAGAUCGGUUCGAGCUUAUGGGAUUUAUCCGAAGACUUCGUUUUUCAAUCAUGAUUGUCUUCCUAAUGCUUGUAGAUUCGAUUAUGUUGACUCUGCUUCUGAUGGUAAUACUGAUAUCAUCAUUAGGAUGAUUCAUGAUGUUCCUGAAGGAAGAGAAGUUUGUUUAAGCUACUUCCCUGUGAACAUGAACUACUCGAGUAGACAAAAGAGAUUGCUUGAGGAUUACGGUUUUAAGUGUGACUGUGAUCGGUGCAAAGUGGAAUCUAGUUGGUCGGAAGGUGAGGAAGAUGAGAAUGAGGUUAUGGAAGAGAUGGAGAAUGAAGAUGAAGAAGAAGAGAUGGAGGAUUCAGAAGGUGGGAAUGUAGAAGAAGUUUGUGGAAAUGGUGUGGAUGAUGAAUCUAAUUUUCCUCAUGCUUACUUUUUCGUGAGAUAUAUGUGUGAGAAGGAGAAUUGUUUUGGCACUCUAGCUCCGCUUCCGCCGAAGACUCAUGAUGCUUCGAGAGUUCUUGAAUGUAAUGUUUGUGGAAGCCUUAAGGAGGAUGAAGUUGGUGGAAAUCAAUGAGACUCAAACGGGUUCAGUGGUUGAUGCAGAUAGAUCACUUAAACAACAAGAGGUUUGUCUUGACCAUGAGCCAAUGUUUGUUUCUGUUGGGUUCCUCUACUCAGUUUUAGAAAUCGGAUUAAUCAUGCUCAAACUAUUCCAAUGUAGUUUUUUUCUACUGCUAUAUCUUCUGAGUGAACUAUAAUGGCCUGUGGAAUUAUAUAGAAACACAAGUUUUGUUGUGUAUCUGGAACAACAGUUUUUGCCUGAUUAAAAGAAAAAUCAUAACUUUUC
This is a messenger RNA of Arabidopsis arenosa, 1566 nucleotides long. The record is from the annotation of a GenBank genome assembly. Lineage: Eukaryota; Viridiplantae; Streptophyta; Magnoliopsida; Brassicales; Brassicaceae.